Messenger RNA from Anoplopoma fimbria (sablefish), 2016 nucleotides. RefSeq lists its product as uncharacterized. The record is from RefSeq and is a predicted model, not a curated record. NCBI's taxonomy places the organism in Eukaryota, Metazoa, Chordata, Actinopteri, Perciformes, Anoplopomatidae. Bases 151 to 2016 code for a protein of 621 amino acids. The transcript is spliced from 2 exons.
AAUUACGUUUUUGUACAGCACCUCUUCAUUCUGUACAAUGAUGAGCGCAUUCUCUCGUUUUCAAAUGAAAACAACGGCUUCACGCGGGAUCUGCAUGCAGACGACGCGAUAUCGGUACGGUAGCGCUUGUUAUAUGGUUGCGGGAGAAAGAUGGACUUAUGCAUUGUCUCCAUUGUUUGCCCAUGCAACAACGUAACAAACAAAAUUGUAAGAUUGGGUACGAAAUCUUUUGGAAAUGUCCUUGAAGAAGUCAAGCAGUGCGCUUGUUCAUUUGUGUCAGCAGCCGGCAAAGUGGACCGAGCUGACAGAUGGACUGACAUCGCCAGCGAUGUAGUGUCGACCUCGAAUGUCGGUAGCAUCGCAUCUGUAUUUAACUUCAAAUAUUUAGCACUGAAGUGCGCCCCAGAGCAAAUAUCUGUGUCCUCCACGAGUACCACGAUCCCGUCCGCCUUCGAGAUGCUGUUUCGAGCACAGCAACGUACUCAUUUGCCCCCUCCGAAAGUUGUAGGCCUACAGACCAAAAAAGACGAGCUGAAUAAUGACAUUCUGAAGAAUCUACGGACCAGGGCAGUGGGCUUUUCUCUUCCAGAGAGCACAACCCAAGGCUCACUUUUGCUGACGACGCUAACAAAUUGUCUUUGGUACAUCACAAACCAGCACACAGUGAUACGUGAUGCAUCUCUCCAAGAGAGAGAUGUGAUUCCUGUUCCAUCAUGCUGGAGCUUUGAAGGAUACAAUGAAGUGAAGAGAAAGAAAAUAAAGGAGCAACCCAUGUGUGCUACCUUUCUGGACAGUCACUCCCAAGCCCUGUUGUCUUUGUGUGACCGACCAUACAUGUCCUCAACUGCUGCUUGGAGAACACUGAAAGAGGACAUUUUAAAUCUUGCCACCUGCCUUCGCAACUAUGUGGAGUACCUGAAGAGGAAGAGGGAUACUACAUUUGCAAACCAUAACUCAAGUCAACCUGUCAGAGUUUUAUCUGAGAACAUUGCCGUGACACACCACAAAAACACCCCUGAGAUGGCUGCAAGGUACCGGUUGCUGGACAACGUUAUGUGUCAAACAGAUACUCUAACUCCUGUGCUCCUGGAUGACACUGUACACCUGGAGGAACCAUUUGCAAGUUCAUGGCACAGAUUUGACUUCAUCAACAGAAUCCAGCUGUCUGUACCUGUCGAUGUGCUGAAAUACCAACCUGGGGGCAGCAAGACUGGCGUCACCUUGCUGUGGAAAGUGGAAAGGAACAGAACACAGGAUGAGCAGCUGACCCAGACCACUGGAGUUGUCACUUCUCUGCAGCCAUUUCUCCCACAGUACCACACCAGGUACAUGAAGAAGGAUUUCAAGAGGAAGGUAGCGAACGUGGCUAGGGUGAUACCAAGCAUCGUAGAGGCGAUCUAUCAGGAAAUCUCCCAUGAUUCUUCAGCCCCAUCAAAUCCUCACAUGAACCAGCGCAUCCAAGUGGCUCUCCAGGGAGAGCCUGGCAUUAUUGUCGACUUGCGCACCCUUAACAGUGGCCGUCCUGGUGACAACUUUGAGGAAUUCUUCUCAAAGAUGGAAGAAGCAGUCAAUGAAGUCACUGCAGCAGAUGAAAGGAGACAUGGCACUGCCCACCUGUCACAGUGGUUGUCGCUAGAGGAUCUCAUUGAACAGGUUAAGUCCAAAUGCCCUGAAGGAACCAAGGUGCCCAGCAAAGCCCUUGUGAGAUUGCAAUUUGCACCAAAGAAUCCCUACACCCAGAGUGCCUUGAACUUCACUUCACGCUUUGAGCUCAAGUACAAGAUCCAGCGAAGACAGCUCCGAGCAUCUCACCCUGAUGCACACUUCUGUGCUGCACUCUUCUUAUUAUUGCGUCUACACAUGUAUCAGCUCCGUUCGGAAAUAUUUGUCUUAUUCAUGGACGAUAAGGCCAAGAUCCCGGUUGGAGAACCAGGGAGCCUGUGUCCACUGGUGUUCGAGGUCGACACUCAAUUGUGCCUUCAGCCACCCAACUGGCAGCACUGGACCACGAUAUGA